UACUCGGAGCGAGUGGUAUUUUCGCUAAAACACUGCGCUUUUUCAUCGUUUCUGCAGAGUACGACGAACAAUUAGUGAUAUUUUUCGACUGUUUCAAUGAGUAAUUACGUUCCAAACACGGGCAAAUACGUUGCCGAGAAACCGGAAGGAGAUGACACCAAUGAGAUAGGCUAUCGUCAGUCGAAGGAGAACGACAAGAUCGAUCUCAAGUAUGGAUACGAACGGGUCAAAGACACUCAAGAGCGCACCGGGUAUCUGGUCAACAUGCACUCGACCGAGAUCUUGAAUCAAGACCGGCGGCUGGUAGCUGCGCUGGAUUUGUAUUUCCUGCAGAUGGACGGCACCCGGUACAAAAUGACAAUCAUCUACGCUCCGUAUCUGCUGCUGAUCACCAAGGAAGGCCAAGCGUUGGAAGUGUCGAAGUUUCUAACGAAAAAGUACUCGGGCCAGCUGCUCAAUGUGGAAUUUAUUGAGCGGGAGGAUCUGGAUCUUCCGAACCAUCUCAGCGGGUUGAAGCAAAAUUUGCUGAAACUAACCUUUGCCAACACCACUCACAUGACCAAAGUCAAGCGCGAUUUGGCGGCCGCUGUCCGCAAGAACAAGGAACGUGAUAAGGCCAACACCUACUACAUGCAGAUGCUGAGUAAUUCGUUGGCCGUUGCUUCCGAAGGAGGCGCGGGUUCCAAUCAGAAUCAGGAUUUCUACGACAGCAUCAUGGAUAUGAGAGAGCAUGACGUACCCUACCAUGUGCGAGUAUCGAUCGAUUUAAACAUUUUCUGUGGCCUCUGGUACACGAUGCGUUGCCGGGGCGGAGAUGAAACCCCUUUAAUAACGCCUCGGCCAGAUAUUCUAGAUCGACCCGAACCGGUGGUACUGGCGUUUGACAUAGAAACAACCAAGCUGCCACUCAAGUUUCCGGACGCACAGACUGAUCAAAUCAUGAUGAUCUCGUACAUGAUCGAUGGCCAGGGCUACCUGAUCACGAAUAGGGAAAUUAUCAGUGCUGAAGUCGAGGAUUUUGAGUACACUCCGAAGCCAGAAUUCGAAGGACACUUUAUCGUGUUCAAUGAACCAAAUGAAAUGACCCUGAUUCAAAAAUUUUUCGAUCAUAUUCUGGACGUAAAACCGCACAUUUUUGUGACCUACAACGGGGACUUCUUCGAUUGGCCUUUCGUGGAAGCCCGGGCAGCGGUGUACGAUUUAGACAUGAAGCGGGAGAUCGGAUUUUCGAAGGUGAAUGCCCGGGAUGGGAACUAUCUGUGCCGACCAGCCAUGCACAUGGAUUGUCUCUGUUGGGUUAAGCGAGAUUCGUACUUACCGGUCGGUUCCCAGGGCUUGAAAGCCGUGGCCAAAAGUAAGCUGCGCUACGAUCCUGUCGAGCUGGACCCCGAGGAAAUGUGCAAGAUGGCCGUUGAGCAACCACAGGUUUUGUCCAACUAUUCCGUUUCGGAUGCAGUUGCUACCUAUUAUCUGUACAUGAAGUACGUGCAUCCUUUCAUCUUUGCCCUGGCUACCAUUAUUCCCAUGGAACCGGACGAGAUCCUACGUAAGGGUUCCGGUACGUUGUGCGAAUCAUUGCUGAUGAAGGAAGCGUACCAUGCCAGGAUUGUUUUCCCCAAUAAGCAGGUUAGCGAACUGAACAAAUUGACUGCAGAUGGCCACGUGCUAGACUCAGAGACAUAUGUCGGUGGACACGUGGAAGCACUGGAAUCGGGUGUGUUUAGGGCAGAUAUUUCCACACGGUUUCGGCUAGACCAGGACAUGCUGAAACAACUACAGGAUAAUGUCGAUAAGGUGGUGGAAUUUGCGAUCGUCACAGAAGAGGGCGUGCCGUUAGAUUUGGUGACAAAUCUGGACGAAGUGACCGAACAGAUUAAGGCCUCGUUGCAGCAAUUGUAUGACACACCGAGCCGAAUUGAGCAACCGGUUAUUUAUCAUUUGGAUGUGGGAGCUAUGUAUCCUAAUAUUAUUUUGACCAAUCGUUUGCAGCCGUCGUCGAUGAUUUCAGAAACGGAUUGUGCUGCGUGCGAUUACAAUAAACCGGAUGCAAAGUGUAAGCGAGAUAUGGAAUGGAUGUGGAGAGGCGAGAUGUUGCCGGCUUCAAGAAAUGAAUUCCAACGCAUCCAACAGCAGCUGGAAACGGAAAAGUUUCCACCGUUGUUCCCCGGUGGACCUCCGAGGGCUUUUCACGAGUUAUCUAAGGAAGAUCAGGCCAACUAUGAAAAGAAGCGGUUGAGCGAUUACUGUCGAAAAGCAUACAAGAAGACAAAGGUCACGAAGUUGGAGACACGAACCUCGACGAUCUGUCAGAAAGAGAACAGUUUCUACGUCGAUACUGUGCGAGCUUUUCGUGAUCGACGUUAUGAAUACAAGGCUCUUACCAAGGUGGCCAAAGCAGCAGUUACGGCGGCUGUGAAAAGUGGUGAUGCCGGUGAAAUUAAGGCUGCCAAGGGUCGGGAGGUCUUGUACGACUCUCUUCAAUUGGCUCACAAAUGUAUUCUGAACUCGUUCUAUGGUUACGUCAUGAGAAGAGGAGCCAGAUGGCACAGCAUGUCGAUGGCAGGCAUUGUGUGUCUUACGGGAGCAAACAUCAUCACUAAAGCUAGGGAGAUUAUAGAGAGAGUUGGUCGACCAUUGGAAUUGGACACUGAUGGAAUUUGGUGUAUUCUACCAGCGUCGUUUCCGCAAGAAUUCACUGUAACUACAAAUCAUCCAAAAAAGAGUAAAAUCAAUGUGUCAUAUCCAAAUGCUGUGCUGAAUACGAUGGUGAAGGACUACUUCACAAAUAACCAAUAUCAUGUACUGGAAAAGCCUCAUGAACCUGGAAGUCCUGCAGUGUAUUCAAUCAAAGAUGAGAAUUCAAUCUUCUUUGAGGUGGAUGGUCCGUAUUUGGCAAUGGUGCUACCGGCAGCUAAGGAAGAAGGCAAACGAUUGAAGAAACGUUACGCUGUUUUCAAUUUCGACGGAUCACUUGCUGAGCUAAAAGGUUUCGAGGUUAAACGACGUGGAGAACUUCAGUUGAUCAAGAUCUUCCAGAGCUCGGUAUUUGAAGCAUUCUUACAGGGAUCGACGUUAGAACAAUGUUAUGCGUCUGUCGCUAAAAUAGCCGAUUACUGGUUGGACGUGUUGUACAGCAAAGGCCACAACAUGCCGGACAGCGAGUUAUUUGAGUUAAUUUCUGAAAACCGAUCAAUGUCUAGGAAGUUGGAAGACUACGGUGAGCAAAAAUCUACAUCUAUUUCUACGGCCAAGCGCCUAGCGGAGUUUUUGGGUGAUCAGAUGGUGAAAGAUGCCGGUUUGGCUUGCAAGUUCAUUAUAUCUAAGAAACCGGAUGGUGCACCGGUAACUGAGAGAGCGAUUCCACUGGCAAUCUUCCAAUCCGAACCCAGUGUGCGUCGCCAUUAUCUGCGUCGCUGGUUGAAAGAUAAUACUAUGGGAGAUGCAGACAUUCGAGAUGUUUUGGAUUGGCAGUACUAUAUUGAACGGCUGGGAGGUACAAUUCAGAAAAUUAUCACAAUUCCAGCUGCUCUGCAAGGUUUGAACAAUCCGGUUCCGCGAGUUCAACAUCCUGAUUGGUUACACAAAAAAAUGUUGGAGAAAAACGACACGCUUAAACAAAGACGUAUCAGUGAAAUGUUUACCGUUAAAGAGAAACCGAUAGUGGACAUGGAAGAUUUUGGAAGAGCGCGAUCGCCCACAAGUGGGCCAAACCUACCAAUUUGUAAUUCUAAGCGAAGACGUACGCCUUCACCGGAAGAUCCAACAGCUCCGGAACCCAAAACAUGGAGGGAAGCCUUAGGGGCUCCUCCACCGGUGGGAAGUUCAAAGGAAGAAUUACAAGCUUGGUUGGCUUUCCACAAAAGGAAGUGGAAAUGGCAGUUGACACAGAGAAAGAAGCAUAGAGAUCCUCAACUAAACAAACGGUCACGGAUGGAGGAAGAAGUGCCAGUUGCAAGUUCGUUGGGGUCUGGCCGACAAGCUGCUACUCUGGGUGGUUUCUUGCGUAAAACUCAACGUUCAUUGAUCGAACAGACCUGGCACGUGAUUCAGGUAAUUGCUACGGAUGAAAUGGGCAACUUUAACGUUUGGGCAAUGGUUGGCGAAGAAUUGCACAAGAUUCGUUUGACCAUUCCGAGAAUAUUUUAUGUUAAUCAAAGAACACCGGCACCGCUUGAGGAGGGUACCAUGUGGAAAAAGGUUCAUCGAAUUCUACCACGUGCUCGACCUGUUUACCAUUUGUACCAGUAUGUAGUACCUGAGAAUGUAUUCCGAGAUAAUCGUUUGGGUAUGCUGGCGGAUUUGGCGACCCCAGAUAUUGAGGGGAUUUAUGAGACGCAGAUGUCUUUGGAAUUCCGAGCAUUGAUGGAGCUUGGCUGUACCUGCGCAGUUCAACGUUCAGAAGCACGAAGUUUGGCAACCCUUGCUACGAAGGACCUGGAUUCUUUCAAUAUUCAGCAGUUGGAGAUGCGGAGCUCGCAUGUGCCGUAUCUGAAAGACGGAAGAAACAUGAGAAAAAUAUUUUUGUAUCAACACAAUAUACCGUCGGGAAAGCGAGAGAUGUGGGGUCUAUUCAUGGGGCCCAGCAAGAAAGCGAUCAUUGUAGUUCUGGACACAGUGCGAACCAAUCAGUUGCCAACGUUGAAGAAUCUCUAUACAUCGGAACGGUUGGCUUUGAUUAAAGGUGAAAAUGAAACGUUAACCGAAGAAAGUUUGCCUCCUGCUGAUAUGACUUUUGAAUCCUUUAUGGAGGUUGAUCCUAAACAGGUGUAUCAGCGUAUUUCUCGAGCUUUAUCAGCUUAUAAAGAUGAAAAACGGGGCCCCACAAUUCUUUGUGUACAGACAGCGAUGGGAUUGCAGAAGUUGAACCAGCUGUUACCAGCUUGUUUGGAAUUCCCUGAAACUCAAAUUCACAUUGCGGACAACGCAUCUCUUCUCUCAGGUCUGGAAUGGCAACGACAUGGAGCUCGAUCGAUGGUGCGCCAUUUCCUGAAUUUGAAUCACGUUGUUGAGAUGAUGUUGGAUCAGUGCAGAUACUUCCAGCUUCCAAUUGGCAAUAUGCCAGCUGAUACGGUGCUCUUCGGAGCUGAUUUGUUCUAUUCACGCCAUUUGCAGAAAAAUAAUUUCAUUCUGUGGUGGUCGCCGAGCUCACGUCCGGAUUUGGGUGGCCGUGAAGCCGAUGAUUCUAGACUGCUAGCAGAGUUUGAGGAUAACAUUUCGGUGGUGCAGAAUCGAUCUGGUUUCUACAACACUUUCAGCAUAGAGCUGAACCUCGAAAGCUUGGCAGUUUCGGCGCUUCUACAAGCAAGUCGGAUUCAAGAAAUUGAGGGUGCUACUUCGGCCACAACAUUUGAUGUAAUUCCACAAGCUUCCCUGGAUGAUAUGAUCAGUAAUCAGGGUAUCCAAACAUUGCCCAGCUACGAUGAAACCGCACUCUGUUCGCAGGCGUUCAGAGUGAUGCGAACCAUGGUCAAUGGAUGGUUACGGGAAGUUUCCAUAAAUCGUAAUAUCUUCUCCGACUUCCAGAUCAUCCAUUUUUAUCGGUGGGUUCGAUCAUCGAAAGCAUUGUUGUAUGAUCCAGCAUUACGCCGGGCAUUGAACACCUUGAUGAGAAAGCUGUUUCUUCAAAUAAUCGCUGAAUUCCAGCGGCUUAAAGCCGAAAUCGUGUAUGCUGAUUUUAACCGAAUAGUAAUUCAUACUGGGAAAAAGACUCUUUUCGAUGCCUUGGCAUACACGGAUUAUGUUGUCCAAAGUAUAAGAAAUAAAGAAAUGUUCCACAGUGUGUCGCUGUCGCAUCAACAAUCUUGGGAAUUUCUCCUUUGGAUUGAUACUGCAAAUUUCGGUGGUAUUAGAGGCAAGGAACUCGCCCCGGAUACAGAAACUGCUGAAACGGAAGCAGAAGAAGAAGAACUUUCUCUGGAGAUGAAUUGGAACAUCGCGGAGCAAUUGCCAGAAACUGGACGUUGCAGAGAGCACUUUGAACAGUUUUUGAUUUCCUAUUUGGAAACUAUGGCAAGCGGCGUGCCAGCUGCGAAGGCUUUGAAAAAGUUGUCCCAUGUAGCCUACGAUAUGGUUCAGAAAAUGCACAAAAACUACGGCCGCGGAAAGGAUGGACCUGCUCUAGAGUUCAUCAAAGCCGUUUGCAAGGUCCUGAUGGUCAACAAAGAAACUGAGGAAGAGCUGACAACUCUGCGUCGUAACAUGUUGCUCCUGGUUGGAGUGGGAGACUUCAGUGACAAAGCGGUAUGGAAGGAUCCACUCAAAUCCUAUGUCCUGAACGAGGUGAUCUGCAAAGCCUGCAAUCACUGUCGUGAUCUGGACCUCUGCAAGGAUAAUCACCGAGCUCUGAAGGAUGGCCACCCGGUGUGGCUGUGUGCACAGUGUAAUGUUGAUUAUGAAAAUGUGGAUAUCGAGAUGCGUUUUCUCGAUGUGGUUCAGCGCAAGGUGAUGUCCUACGUAUUGCAGGAUUUACGCUGUGGACGGUGUAAGCAAAUUAAGCGAGAAAAUCUGGCUCAAUUUUGCAACUGCGCUGGUAGCUUCGAAAAUCUAAUAUCGGCGGCUGACGUGAGACGGCUAUUGGGGACUUUCCUAACGGUGGCUAACGAUUAUCGCAUGCCACUGUUGAAAGAAACCAUCGAGCAUACUUUGAAUACUUGCUGAAGGAUGGUAGGCUUUUAAAUUAUUUAACCUAUUUUUCGAAAAAUAAAAACCUUCUCAUAUGUA
Molecule: messenger RNA, 6720 nt
Organism: Uranotaenia lowii
Lineage: Eukaryota; Metazoa; Arthropoda; Insecta; Diptera; Culicidae
Gene: DNApol-epsilon255
Product: DNA polymerase epsilon catalytic subunit 1
Exons: 5
Coding region: 97-6657 (2186 amino acids)
Biological process (GO): leading strand elongation; DNA replication proofreading; DNA replication
Cellular component (GO): nucleus; epsilon DNA polymerase complex
Molecular function (GO): single-stranded DNA 3'-5' DNA exonuclease activity; nucleotide binding; DNA binding
Source: RefSeq, a predicted model, not a curated record